This is a messenger RNA of Boleophthalmus pectinirostris (great blue-spotted mudskipper), 4512 nucleotides long. RefSeq names its product lecithin retinol acyltransferase b, tandem duplicate 1 (gene lratb.1). The coding region runs from base 114 to 2135 and encodes 673 amino acids. The transcript has 20 exons. NCBI's taxonomy places the organism in Eukaryota, Metazoa, Chordata, Actinopteri, Gobiiformes, Gobiidae. The record is from RefSeq and is a predicted model, not a curated record.
UACUCGGACUGUUUUUGAGGAUGCACCAGCGCUCCUUGAACUUUCUCACACUUAUGUCUCCGUCCUACUGUUUUUUUUUAUUUUUUAUUUUACUUUAAUUUAACCUCAUAAACAUGCCGAUUCUCCCGUCCUCGCUUCGUUUGGGCCGAACCGAGUCGUGUAGGUGGCUGUCACGGCUCCAGAAUUCACAAAUGUGCGCUAAAAUGCGGGCCUUUUCACACUUUGGCGCUUCUGCUGCUGACAUUACGCAAAGGAAACAAUGCACAAAUAAUAAUAAUAAAGUUUCUACACGGUUUUAUUCGAAGAGUUCCGAAAAGAAAACGGUGCGGAUCGGAUGCGCUUCGGGGUUUUGGGGAGACACGGCCACAUCAGUACCUCAGCUGGUCUAUGGAGGGAACUUGGACUUCUUGGUGUUUGACUACCUCAGUGAGAUCACCAUGUCACUGCUGACUGCUGCCAAGACCAAGGCUCCGAACAUGGGAUACACUCCAGACUUUGUUCAAGUCGCUCUCGCUCCAUUCAUCAAUGAUAUUCACAAAAAAGGGAUCCGUGUUGUGAGUAAUGCUGGAGGAGUGAACCCGCUCGCGUGCGCCCAGGCCAUUCAGGAAGUGGUGAAGAAGGCAGGGCUUGAAAUGAAGAUCGCUGUGGUGACAGGAGAUGACCUCAUGCCCCACAAGAACAGUCUGACUGAAGUUAAAAUGGCCGACGGCAGCGGUCCGCGCUCCCUCCCUUUGACCCUCCACAGCAUGAAUGCCUAUCUCGGAGCGGGUCCAAUCCGGCGCUGUCUGGACUUGGGGGCGGACAUUGUGGUGACCGGUCGCUGUGUGGACAGUGCAGUGGCUUUGGGACCUUUAAUGCACUCUUUUGGAUGGGAGGCAGAUCAGUAUGACCUCCUCGCUGCUGGAAGUUUGGCGGGUCACCUGAUUGAGUGUGGAGCUCAGAGCACCGGAGGGAUCUUCACCGAUUGGCACAAAGUCAAGGACUGGGAUAAUAUGGGGUUCCCGAUUGUGGAGUGUGGUGCAGAUGGGUCUACAGUCCUGUCCAAACCUAAAGGGACCGGGGGCCUGGUCUCGUUUGGGACCGUGGCCGAACAACUGGUCUACGAAAUCCAAGACCCAAGAAGAUACCUGCUCCCAGACGUCAUUUGUGACUUCAGCGGGGUCAGCAUACGGGAGGUACCAGGUGCAGAAGGUGGAGCUGUCAGAGUCACUGGGGCCAAAGGACUUGCCCCCUCUCCAUAUUACAAGGUGUGUGCGACGUAUAUGGAUGGUUUCAGAGCCACUGCGGUCUGUCCAGUAGGGGGCCCCAGAGCACCGGAGAAGGCCCGAAGAACUGCAGAGAGCAUCAUUAAAAGGACAAAGCGUAUUUUUAAACAGCUGGGUUUGGAAGACUACAGCGCUGUAAACAUCCAGGUGCUCGGAGCAGAAGACACCUACGGCCUCAACGCCAAAUUUAAGGGGUCCAGGGAGGUGGUGCUCUGGAUGGCCGUUAAGCACAAACAGAAGAAAGCGCUUGAACUGUUUGCAAGAGAAGUGGCUCCAGCAGGAACCGGCAUGGCUCCUGGUCUGACUGGAAUUGUUGGUGGGCGUCCUCGCGUGUCUCCAGUGUUAAAGCCAUUUUUCUUUUUACAUCCCAAAUCUGAACUGAAGGUGGACAUUCACGUGGACUCUGAUUUGGUGGAGUCUCUGUCAGAGGCAGGGCCAGAGUCACAUGACCAGGAAGUGCCAUUAACAUCUUCAGAAGAACAACAUGACACAGAUUUGCCAAGUGGACCUCACAGUUACCGCCUGGAGGAGUUGGCUUACACCCGCAGUGGAGACAAAGGAGAUUCUGCAAAUAUCGGAGUAAUCUCUCGACAUCCUCUGUUCUUCCCGUAUCUGAAGAAACACCUGACCUCAGCUGUUGUAGAGGAGUACUUCAAGCACAUCUUUGAACCAGGACAAGACAAUCCUGUCACACGCUACACUCUUCCUGGUGUCUUUGGUCUGAAUUUCGUGCUGAACAGGUGUUUGGGAGGAGGGGGCGUGGCCUCUCUACGCAGCGACCCACAGGGGAAGGCUUUGGGUCAGAUGCUGCUGGACCUGAAGCUUCGUGGUUUACCUGAUCUCAGAUCUCUGGUGGACGAUGACGACUAAAACUCAAGACUAAAACUCAACUCAACCACCAUUGUACACGUCGCCCCGGUAACAUUUAAAGAAGACAUAUUAUGCAAAAUCUUCUUUUCGUAAGCUUUUAACCAUGUUAUAAUGGUUUCCCUAAUUUUUAGCACACUCAAAGUUGUAUUUUGGUGUUAAUUGAAUCUUGUAUUGUCCUGAAUUUGACACUUGAAAAAAUGCUUGGAAAAUUUCUAUUUUCACCUAACCACUAUCUCCAAAAAUGUCACACGGGCAUUUUUCAAAAUAUAAACAUUGGAAAUUAAAAUCUGCUGCUUGCUACAGUGAAAUGCCACUAUGAAGAGGUUCUGCAAUUUUGAACUGGAAAUCAUUGGGCCUGUUUCUGUUAUUAAAGAUGUUGUAAUUGAUUCGUAAAAAAGUGAAAAACAGAACUAAUUAAUUUUAGAUAUUUUGCGGAGGUCCAAAGUUAUUCCUCACUUACCUUAUACAUUUCCAACAUCCUAAUUAUUCACCACAAUGAGUUUAUAAGUGCUUUCCACAUUUUUCAGAGACCAGAGCAGAGUUUUACUCUCAAAAACAAUGUACACAUGUCUAAUAUCCACAUGUGUUGAUUUUCAGACAUUAGCUUUAGAACAGCUUUUUUAGAGUGCAAAGGGAAACUGGUGUGGACCACCCAAGCUCAGCCAAUCAGAGAGCUGCUGUUUGCAGCUCUAAUCUCCAGGUUUACAAAAGACAAAAUAGUUAAUUAUGAGUUGCAGCCAGCGCUGCUUUUACAAUUUACUCUAUGGGGGAAAUUUACAAAAAUAAAGUCUGUACUCCAGCUUAUAGGUGCAGUGUAACUUUUUGAAGGUGGUACAUCACCAUCCAUGGAAAUAGAAUGUAUGGUAAAAAACAUACUUUGGAACAUUCUCUAUAGAGACACAUAAGUUUUAUGCCAUUCUGUGGGUGAUUAUAGCCAAAGGAACAACAUUUCCAUGGAAACAAGCAGGAGAAGCCCCCCUCAAAGUCAGGCUUGUGGAGAUGCAAGACCACUCAGAAUAAGGACACAUUUCUAUAGAGAUUUUUUAUUUUUUUUUCCAGUGCAAUAGGAACAGGCUUUCAGUGUUGUCUAUUUUUGACUAAAAAGUUACAUACUAUGGCUUUAUCUUAUAAAUUCUAGCAUUUUGUCAAUGCAACUUGCGUAAUCGAACUCACAAAAUGGUUUUAAGUGCUCUUUUGUUUAAUAAUAAUGCAUUUAAAGUACUGCAUAUCUUCUGUUUCAUAAUCAUGUUCAAUGUUAUAGUAACUGUACUGAUAAUUAUGACUUUUCUUUUUGUGUUCAUUUCAAAUGUUGAUAAUAUUCAUUCGUAAUAUUCCACAAUUCUGUGCUAACCUGUCAUCUAAAUCUAAUGUUAAAUACUUAACUAAACAAGAACUGUAGCCAAUUUAUGCUAUUAUUGUGUCUUUGGGUUAGACACCUCAGCCAGAUAUUUGCCACGGAAAAUGUGCCAGAUGCCCUCCCACCCUCCUAUGUCAGAUGCCCAUUGUAUUUCGUCUAUAAUAAAGUCUAUGAAAAAGGCUGCAAUAAAGGAGAUUAACUUCAUGUAUCAAUUAAACAUACCUGUAGUGUAAUUUUUACAAGUGCACUGUGUAACGUUUCUGGUGGAAGGUCUGCCUCUUGCUUGCCUCCCUGGAAUAUUCCACAAUAUGGCAUUAAACUUGUGCAUCUUGCAUUUGUUCAGUAAAUUUAGUUUUAUUGAGCAGAAAUACAUUAAAAAACAUUCAUGCCUCUUCACAGACCUGACCAGUAACUUGGCUUGGUGACGUCACCUUUCCAUAGACAGAUAUGUUUAAUGCCAUAUUGUGUAACAUUCUAGGGAAAGACAUCUCCAUGGAGACAAAACUGUUCAAUCACUUUUUUGCUACACCUUGGAUCAUUUGUUCCUUGGGAGAAAGUUGGUCUGUUUUUUAUUAGGACUGAGAGGGCAAAGGUCAGGAGAAACAGGAAGUAUUUGGGUUUCAGGUGUUGAGAGAAAGGUCUUAAGUUCUGGUUUAAUUCUGGUCCAUCCUGUCUUAGUCCUGGUUUAGUCCUAGUUUUAGUCAUUAUAAUCUGAUUUCUGGAAGUUUAAGAUGAUUUAAAUGGCAUUUAAACUACAAAAUCUGUAAUCAAACUGACCAUGAUCAGAAAGAGAUUAGAUCAUUUGGCUGGUUAAGUGUCAGAAUUGCUAUAGGUAUAUAUAAACCCACUCAACUCUGUUCUUUUUUGUAAUAAAUGAAAACCCAAAUAAAUAUUGUUGGUGCUAUCCAAUGCAUUUCACAAUAUAUGCCUUAUUUCACACAAUUGAAUCAUUCUCAUUGUUUAUGAUUGAACUAACUGUAAAGAAACUAUGUUAAAUAAAUAUGAUUUUUUAAACACUAA